AUGGCAGAAGAACAUCAGAGGGAACCUCCCUGCGAAAGCAGCCCAAGACGGUUCGCCCGUCUCACCAACAAUCCAGCUGCACGACGCGCUGAAAUGAAAACAGGACUGCUGCAAAUCAUUUAUGCUAACCCUUUUGCAGGUCUUGACCAUGAGGAUCCAUACACACACCUCACAAAGUUUUAUGAGAUCGCUGGUACGUUAGGAGCUCCUGAGGCGGAAGAGGAAGCCGUGUUUAUGAGACUCUUUCCAUAUUCAUUGAUCGGAAAAGCGAAAGACUGGUAUCUUGACCAAUCAACAGAGACAAUGACCAACUGGAAUGUCUUGGAAAAGCACUUUCUCAACAGGUUCUUCUCUCACAAUCGAUUUAUGGACGCAAAGACAGUAAUAGCAACAUUCACUCAAGCGACAAAUGAAACCUUGUGCGAGGCUUGGGAGCGUUAUAAAUCCAUGUUACGAAAGUGUCCAAAUCACAGCUUCGAUAGCCUGUCACAAGUCCAUAUUUUCCGUAAUGGACUACUACCUCAACCGAAACUUCUACUCGAUGCAACAGCCGGCGGUUCUUUACUCGCAAAAAGUGCAGAGGAAGCAGUCGCAAUUAUUGAUAGGAUGGCCCUCACAGACCAUCAAGUUCAACAUAAUCGAGGUGUUGUCCAAAGGAAACCAGGAGUACUGGAAUUAGGAACGAACGAUGCAAUUUUAGCACAAAACAAACUCCUCACUCAAACCGUUGAGGAACUAACAAAACAGCUGUCCAAACUUCCUCAACAACUCAAAGAAAUGCAUGCUCCGGCAAGCUCUUCACAUCAAGUGGCUUAUUGCGAAUUAUGCACUGGAGAUCAUCAGACUGGUUUUUGCCCUCCACCCAAUGAGGAAGUUAAUUACAUGGGAAAUCAGCAAAGGACAACACCGUAUCAAAACAGUCAGAAUUUCCAACGAGGAAACAACGCCAAUUAUGGUCAGGGGUGGAGACAAGACACCGGAACUGCAAACAGACCACAUCAAUACCAAAGUUAUCAACAACCACAGAAUCCAAAUCAACCCGACAGAACUGCCAAACUUGAAGAUACACUGCAAUAA
Messenger RNA from Vicia villosa (hairy vetch), 1077 nucleotides. RefSeq lists its product as uncharacterized. The coding region runs from base 1 to 1077 and encodes 358 amino acids. NCBI's taxonomy places the organism in Eukaryota, Viridiplantae, Streptophyta, Magnoliopsida, Fabales, Fabaceae. The record is from RefSeq and is a predicted model, not a curated record. The transcript has a single exon.